AUGAUGUUCAUCGGUGACAAUAUAGAUGACGUUUAUGAUCAAGAAGAAUUUCUUGGGCGGGAAGUGGCUUCCUUAUGGUAUUUUUCAUUAGAUGAUUUAGCUGAAGAUGCUCGCAAUAUUGCAUCCAAAUACAUUUUGCACGAUUACGCCAGAGAAUUAUACGAUGAUGCUUGUAUCAAAUGGGAAGAACAAAUUCAAGCUACUAAUAAUGCACAUGCCCAUUAUCAAUUAGGAUAUUAUUACCAACAUGGCCAUCUAACGUCAGGUAAAGAUUAUACCCGUGCUUUGCAACAUUAUAAGGCAGCUAUUGAUCAAGACUAUGCUCCUGCUAUGUAUGAUAUCUGUUCAUUAUACGGUCGGCAAAGUAAAGAUAAUCCAUCAGAUUAUCUCGAUUUAUUGAAAGAAAACGAAAUAAUUCAAAUGAAGGUUAAAAUGUACGUUAAAGCAGCUGCUGUUGGCCAACAUCGAAAAGCUGCAUUUCAAACAUUUCAACGGUAUAAAUAUAUGAAACAAUGGCGAACGAGUAUUGAUGAACUAGAUAAAGAAUUUAAAGCAAUAAUUAAGAAAAAUCAAUUAACAAAUAAAAGUAAUCUCGGUAACAUUUAUAACCAACUUGGUUUCAUAGCUGUGAUUAAAAGUCAACUAGAGAAUAAAGUUGAAGAGCUUAAGUCAGCUUAUGAUUACUUUCAUCUGGCUGGUAAACUUGGCAAUCCUUCUGGUUAUCUCAAUUAUGGUUAUUAUAAAUACGAGAAUCAUGAUAAAUAUAUUGCAGAAAGAACAAAAUAUUACCUUAAAGCAGCUCAAAUGGGGCAUUACUUAGGUUGGUAUAUGUUGAUGCGCUAUCUUAUUACAUCAGAUGCUCUUAAUCCAGCUGAGUUAGAUCGUUGUCUAACUUACUUGAAAACAGCAUCCCAAUAUCAAACAGCUGAUUUUCUAUCACAGCUUGGUGUUUUACAUUUAGAAAGUCAAUUGCAAUCAACUUCAAAUGAAGUUCAAGCUUUUCAAUAUUUCCUGCAAGCUACACUAUCUAAUGAAAGUAUGUCAGUUGAAUCAGUCGGUAGGCAUGAAUUUUUCUAUGUUGGCUUUAUGUAUGAACAUGGUAUUGGAAUCGAGAAAGAUGUUAUUAAAGCUGCCCAUUUUUAUGCUUCGUCUGUAAUUUAUCGUGGCGAUUCAUCACUAGCUUUAUGCCGAUUAGCUAAAUUAAUUGAAAAAUGUAAAAUUAUGCCGGCCGAUAUUAAUGAUGCUGUUAAAUUACUUGAAACAGCUGGAACUUAUAAUAAGUCAGAAUUAAAAAUUUAUGCUCAUUAUCGUUUAGCACGAAUAUUUAGUGACCAUAAUUUGAAAUCUAUAGGAUUAUAUUCGAAAGAUUCCUCCAGACGACAUUUGCAAGGUAUAGCUCUUGAUAUCCUUGGUAAAAUAACCCAACACCAUCUACGAUCAACGGAAUGCUAUUUAAUUGGUAAGAUGAAUGAAAAUGGUUAUUUUGUCGAAAAGGAUUAUCGCAAAGCAAUUCAUUAUUAUCAAUUAGCAGUCAUGUGUUAUAGCGAAAGUGAUGUUCAUGAGCGUUAUUAUUCAUUUAAAGCUAUGGUACGAAAAACAAAAUUAUUAUCUAGAAAUAAUACAGAUUAUCAACAAGAAUUAAAUUUUCUAGAUAACUCUAUCUAUAGAUUGCAGCAAAAUUCACCUGUUGACGUUUAUGUUCAAUGUUAUCAUAUCGCUUGGAAAUAUGGCACAUUAGACCAUUUUGGCUAUCAGUUACAGCUAAAUGCUGUUCAAAAAUAUCAACAGCAAUUAGAGACUUUAGCUAAUGCAAAUGCCUAUUACCAGCUGGGCUAUUUCCAUCAACAUGGUAUAGGGCCGGUAAGGAAAGAUUUUCAUCAAGCCUUGCAAUAUUAUCAAGUUGCUAUUCGAUUAAAUCACCCUUUAGCACAUUAUGAUUUAUGUUGGCUCUACGGUUGUGAAGAAAAUGGUGACGAUCAAUCUGUUUGUAUCCAUGUCUAUAACACUGCUAAAAAUUAUGCCGACGUCAUGAUGGAAGAAUUUGUACAGUCGGCAGCACUAGAUGGAGAUUUACGAUCUCUUAAAACCUUACGUCAUUAUUAUAGCCAAAAUAAUGAUUGCCGUACAGCUACCAAAGAAUUAGUAGAGCGAUUACAAAAACGACUUAAAAAUCAGCAUAUGACCUUAGACGAGAAAGGUAAAAUUUAUAUUCAAAUUGCCUUCCUAUUAUGGUUAACUUGUACUGAGAUUAGUGAUCAACGAGAAUUCGCUAAGAAACGAAUUAUAGGGAAAGUUAACGAUUGCUUAAUGCGUGCAAUUGAAUAUGGCAGCCCAUCAGCUAGUUUCAUUCAAUUGUUAGUUAAAGGUAUGCUACACGAACAACAUGAAGUCUUUAAUGAAGACUACACUAAUAUCAUUAAACCUUCAGUGUUAGCUGGUCAUAUACAAGCUCAAUAUCAACUAGCCUUAUAUUUAUUAUCCUUUCAAGAAGAUAGAAGCACCAUCGAUAAACCUAUUGUCGAUUAUUUGCGCAAUGCAGCAUUAUUAGGCUUAGAAGAGGCUCCAUUAGAAAUGUCGAUCAUGUAUCGAGAUGGCAAUAAUAUUGUUCGGCCUAAUCUUAUGAAAGCAGCUGAGUUCUAUGACCAAUAUUUAAUCGAAUCGCAUUUAGCAAUAGGUGAUUGCUAUCAAGAAUCAUUUGAUAUUGGAUUUAUGCAUGAGCAUUAUCUUAAUCAGCAACAUGAUUAUGCUAUUAAAGCAGCAUUUUACUACUGGUUAAAUAUCAAGAAUCAAUUUGAUUCUGCUUAUGCGCAAUGUUAUUUAGCUAAAUUAAUUGAAAAGCGGAAGAUUAUAGGUACAGCAGCACUUGACGACGCUAUUCAGCUAUAUCAAACAGCAGCCUACUUAAAUUGCAUUAGUAUUCAAGGUUAUGCUCAUUAUCGACUUGGCAAAAUAUACAGUAAUAAGAGUUAUCAAGAUAUUUAUGAUUCUGCAACUGCUGAUAACCAUUUUCAAGUUGCUCAUAAUAUAUAUAUACGAAGUCUAGAACGAUCGUCUGAGAAAAUACCAAGUGAUUUAUAUCAUUUGGCUAUUCUAUAUCAAUAUGGUUAUGGAAUAGCAUCCAAUACAUCACAAGCUAUUAAAUAUUAUCAAGCAGCUGCAGAAAUAGACGACGAUUUCUUGCCUCUUUAUGAUCGAUAUUAUCGGGAUAAAGCUAAAUCAAAGUUAAAUCAAAUCCGUUCUUAA
This is a messenger RNA of Trichoplax adhaerens, 3243 nucleotides long. RefSeq lists its product as uncharacterized. Gene Ontology annotation, molecular function: protein binding. Lineage: Eukaryota; Metazoa; Placozoa; Uniplacotomia; Trichoplacea; Trichoplacidae. The transcript has a single exon. The record is from RefSeq and is a predicted model, not a curated record. The coding region runs from base 1 to 3243 and encodes 1080 amino acids.